UUGACACAUUGCUUGACACAAAUAAGAUCUGUAAACAAAACUGACGUAGUCACACUUGCAUCGUCAUUUGGGUCUCUUAAACGAAUUAUGAAUGCUUCGUCAGAUGAGCUUGCCAUGUGCCCUGGCCUAGGUGAACAGAAG
This is a messenger RNA of Dentiscutata erythropus, 141 nucleotides long. The record is from the annotation of a GenBank genome assembly. Lineage: Eukaryota; Fungi; Glomeromycota; Glomeromycetes; Diversisporales; Gigasporaceae.